CCCCAGGGCAAAAAAAAAAAAAGCUUAUAGCAAGCGAGCGACCCUUUUUUCUCUACAAGGGUCUUCUUCUUCUUCUUCUUCUUCCUCUUCGUCUGUUUUUUUUUGUUAUCUUCUUCAUCAGAUCUCCACGGAUCCUCUGUUUUUUGUUCGAUUCAAUGGGCGUUGAGGUUGUUAAUGGUGGAUUUGAGGUUGCUCCGGCUCCUUUCGAGGGGAAGCCUGACCAAGGAAAAGGAGACAAAGUCUCCAUCAAGUUUGGUUCACACGAUGAGCCACCAAAGAAAGCCGAAGAGAAUAACAAAGCGUUGAACGCUGAUGUACCAAAAGAUGCAGCGGAAGAGUGGCCUGCGGUCAGGCAGAUCCACUCUUUCUACUUUGUUAAAUUCCGUCAUCACGAGGACCCCAAAAUGAAAGCUAAGCUUGACGUAGCUGAUAAAGAGCUUAAGAAGUUGAACACUGCUCGCGCUGCUGUUUUGGACGAGUUAAGAAAUAAGAGGGCCGAGAGAUCAAAGUUAUUUGAACUGCUAGACCCGUUGAAGUCAGAGCGUAAGGGAUUUAACACGAUGUUUGAUGAGAAAAGAAAGGAAAUGGAACCAUUGCAGCAAGCUCUGGGAAAGCUAAGGAACAAUGAUGGUGGGAGUGCUCGUGGUCCUGCUAUCUGUUCGUCCGAGGAUGAGCUGAAUAGUAUGAUUUACAGCUACCAGUAUCGGAUUCAACAUGAAAGCAUUCCGUUAACCGAGGAGAAGCAGCUUCUUAAAGAGAUCAGGCUGCUUGAAGGGACAAGAGAUAAGGUCAUUGCUAAUGCGGCUAUGAGAGCCAAAAUCAAAGAAUCUAUGGGUCAGAAGGAUGAUAUCCAAGGUCAAGUUAAGCUAAUGGGUGCUGGUUUGGACGGAGUGAAAAAGGAGAGGCAAGCAAUUUCAGCAAGGAUUAAUGAGAUGAGUGAGAAGUUGAAAUCAACAAAAGAUGAAAUUCAGGUGCUGGAAACUCAGCUGAAUAAUGUGAGCGAGAAGAGAGACAAAGCUUAUUCAAACAUUCAUGAGCUCCGGAAGCAACGCGAUGAGACGAACUCUGGGUAUUACCAAAACCGUACUGUGUUGAACAAAGCUAGAGACUUGGCUGCACAAAAGAACAUAAGCGAGCUUGAGGCACUCUCCAAUGCCGAGGUUGAGAAAUUUAUUGCUCUUUGGUGCAGUAAGAAGAAUUUCAGAGAAGAUUAUGAGAAGAGAAGCUUGCAAUCACUUGAUAGUAGGCAGCUGAGCCGAGAUGGACGGAUGAGGAACCCUGGAGAGAAGCCUCUGAUUGCUCCAGAGGUACCACCAUUAAAGGCAACGCCUUCUGAGACUGAGGUUGUCCCUAAAGCUAAGGCAAAGCCGCAGCAGAAGGAGGAACCAGUCUCUGCACCUAAACCAGAUGCUAGUGUAGCUCAGAAGACUGAGAAAGCUAAAGAUGCUGUAAAAGUAAAGAACGUUGCAAAUGAUGAUGAUGAUGAUGAUGAAGUAUAUGGUCUUGGAAAGCAGCAGAAGGAAGAAAAAGCGGUCGAUGCAGCUACGGCGAAGGAAAUGAGAAAGCAAGAGGAGAUUGCCAAAGCAAAGCAAGCCAUGGAAAGGAAGAAGAAGCUGGCGGAGAAAGCUGCUGCUAAAGCUGCUAUAAGAGCUCAAAAGGAAGCUGAGAAGAAAGAAAAGAAGGAGCAAGAGAAGAAAGCCAAGAAGAAGACUGGAGGCAACACAGAAACCGAGGCUGAGGAAGCUCCCGAAGCUUCUGAGGCAGAGAAGGAGGAAACUGAAGCUCUGGUGCAGGAGGAGAAACCGCAGAAGGAAAAAGUCUUAAAAGAUAAACCGAUAAGGAACAGGAUCCGCAGUAGAGGGCCAGAAACGCUCCCGAGAGCGAUCCUUAAGCGUAAGAAGUCGACUAACUACUGGGUUUAUGCUGCUCCAGCUGCUCUUGUGGUACUGAUGCUUCUUGUCUUGGGUUACUACUACGUUCUCUAGAUGGAAUGGAGUGGUUAAGCGAAGCUGCGUUGUUGUAGUUUGAAAUACUUAAAAACUGGGAUUUUUGCCUUCUUGACUCUUUAAAAACUCAUAAGACUAUGCAUCAUUUACAUACGAGUAGAGACUCUCUUUUAAGAACUUUUACAUCUUCACUUCUUUGUUGCUUUCUCUUCUGUUGUUGAGGCUUUAACUUUGAAGGAAGAAGACAGUUUUUGUUA
Messenger RNA from Capsella rubella, 2203 nucleotides. RefSeq names its product proton pump-interactor 1. Lineage: Eukaryota; Viridiplantae; Streptophyta; Magnoliopsida; Brassicales; Brassicaceae. The coding region runs from base 156 to 1985 and encodes 609 amino acids. The transcript is spliced from 7 exons. The record is from RefSeq and is a predicted model, not a curated record.